Molecule: messenger RNA, 4432 nt
Organism: Triplophysa rosa
Lineage: Eukaryota; Metazoa; Chordata; Actinopteri; Cypriniformes; Nemacheilidae
Gene: ttl
Product: tubulin tyrosine ligase
Exons: 7
Coding region: 563-1777 (404 amino acids)
Biological process (GO): protein modification process
Source: RefSeq, a predicted model, not a curated record
CACAUCGUGACAGCGUGCUGGGAUAAAGAGGCUUCAACUGGGUAUUUAAACUGUUGUCUAGACGAGUAACGUACACAGAAAGCGGAGAUUUACAUGCAUAGCUGGACUUCAUAUCUAUUAUUGGACUUUAUAUUAUUUAAGUCUUAUGUUUAUGAUAUCUUAUGUUUAUGAAGUCAUGGAAACAGGAGAAGCUAGCAGAGACUGUUAGCUGCGUGAAUUGAGAAGCCAGGUCGUCUGCUCUCCGGUGUCUCGGCUGAAGCGGUCUCAAGGAGUCACACCGACACACCCUAAUCUACAAUAUCCUGCUAUCGGCCAAACGAAUGCUAUUACAGAUGCCCACAGCUGCUUUUCCUUUAGGAUUUGGAUUUCGCUUUCGAGCUGCUUCCGAUUUCUUUCUGUCAUAUGAAUAACUUGCUAUAAAAUAACUAAGUAACAUCAUAGAAGUCAUGCAUGUCCAGUUACAGUCUAGUCUGUUGGAAGAUAGAUAACGUUAGCCAGUUAGCUAGUGUGUGGUCUAUCAUAACUUCUCUAAGCUUUUGGCAUCGGACUGUUACAGAGGAAUAUGAGUUCACCGAUGUACACGUUUGUUUUGCGAGACGACAACAGUACUGUUUAUGCCGAGGUCGCAAAGAUCCUCACCGCGACUGGAAAAUGGAAACGACUGAAGAAGGACAAUCCUCGAUUUAAUUUAAUGUUGGGGGAGAGAAAUCGACUGCCUUUUGGACGACUGGGUCAUGAACCAGGACUGAUGCAGCUGGUGAAUUAUUACAGAGGAGCUGAUAAACUUUGCCGCAAAGCAUCACUGGUCAAGAUUAUCAAAACCAGUCCGGAGUUGAAGGACUCUUGUAACUGGUUCCCUGAAUCUUACAUCAUAUACCCAACCAACCUCAACACCCCAGUAGCUCCAGCCACCAAUGGCAUCAGUCACAUGAAGAGCAACCCUAAAACAGAUGAGCGAGAGGUCUUCUUAGCCUCAUAUCAGUCCAGGAAAGAGAGCGGAGAGGGAACAGUGUGGAUCGCCAAAUCAUCGGCAGGUGCUAAAGGUGCUGGCAUUUUGAUAUCUCAUGAUGCAAACCAGUUGCUGGAGUUCAUUGAUAAUCAAGGUCAAGUGCAUGUCAUUCAGAAGUAUCUAGAAAAACCACUGCUGUUAGAACCAGGACAGCGCAAAUUUGAUAUAAGGAGUUGGGUGCUUGUAGACCAUCAGUAUAAUAUCUACUUGUAUCGUGAGGGUGUGUUACGGACGUCUUCUGAGCCGUACAACAGCUUGGAUCUUCAGGAUAUGACCAGUCACCUGACCAAUCACUGCAUCCAGAAAGAGCAUUCUCAAAACUACGGCCACUACGAGGAGGGCAACGAGAUGUUCUUCGAUGAGUUCAGAUCGUACCUGUUGAGCACACACAAUGUUUCCAUGGAAACGUCCAUUUUACCUCAGAUCAAGCAUAUCAUCAGGAGCUGUCUCACAUGCAUUGAGCCAGCCAUCAGCACUAAACAUCUUCCCUACCAGAGCUUUCAGCUCUUCGGCUUUGACUUCAUGCUGGACGAGAGCUUUAAAGUCUGGCUAAUUGAGAUCAAUGGAGCGCCUGCCUGUGCACAGAAGCUCUACUCCGAGUUGUGUCAGGGCAUUGUCGAUGUGGCCAUCUCUACAGCGUUCUCUCUGACUGCUGAUGCCCUCUCAUGCUCUCCUCCGUUCUCCACUUCUCCAUCUCUCACCUCCAAUAACUGCUCCUCACCUAAAAUCAGAGCACCCCAUCACUUCGGCCCAUUCAUCAAACUAUAGCCAUCACAGGAUCCUGCUGAUGCCAUGUGAUGCCCCCCACCCAAAGUCCUGCCCGAAAACAGCAUCAGCCAGUGUCUCUCUCCAUGAGGGUUAUGGGUGUACACCUGAUCUCACGGAUGAACGAAGACGAAGGGGUGUAAUUCCUCUGCCACUUUUGUACCAGUCAGCCAUGUCUACUUGCUUCCAUAUGUCAUCUAUAAUACAUACGCAGAGUCCAUAUAUGAAUACAAAUACAAAGAACUUGAAAGAUUAAAGAGAACCCUACACAUACCUGGUAUGUCAGCUCCCGUAGAAAGGGUGAUUCACUUCCAAAGCCAAGUGUGAACACUUAUUUUGCAAUUGAAGCUAUGAAUGUUUGGAGAUUUAACAUUCAAAAUACGACUCAAAAGAAAUGGAUGGCAAGCACACGUUUGAAUGAGGAGGUAGCACCAAAGAGGAGGCUUGAGCUCCCUUAUGCUUCAGAUCUCUGUUGUGUCAACAAGACUCCUCAGGACUUUCCCAGGCACCUUGAUGUAACCAUGGAUGGACUUAACUUUUAUUCAUGAGACUUUAGUGCCUUACAUACUGAAUUCACAGACGCACAUCCUCGACACAAGCUCAUCUUGCUCAGCUAGCCCUUGAUAUUUCUAACUUCAUUGUGAAGUCUUUGUGUCCUAUCCACUGUGAAGUUCGUGUGUGUGUGUGUGUGCGCGUGUGUGAAUUUAGCUACAGUGUGCAUUGAAUGGUUUUAUCGUUACAAAUGGAUAUUUAUCAUUUGCAGUGUACAUAGUUACGAUGUCUACAAGAAGUAUUUGUUGAAGUAGUAGAUUCAUGUUAUGUUUUACACUGUUGUCUUUUCACCGAUUUAUCAGAAACCAGAUGUGUAUAGGUUUGUCUUUAAACGUCCAUUGGUUCUAUUUCAUACAAUCACAUUUUACAUCUGUAACGAGCAUUGGGAAAGCAUCAGCUGUUAUUCUAAGGGGCGGUUUCCCAGACAAGGAUUAUCUUAAACCAGGACUAGGCCUUUGUUAAAUUAGGAGGAUUAAGUUGUUUUAAAAACCAUACUUUACAAAAAAAAAAACACAUUACGAUGUGCAUCUUGAGACAAAACAAUCGCAGUGAUAUAUUUUAAGAUAUGUCAGUGCAAGUUGUUUUCGAUCAAGGCAUCUCUAACAUUUAAGUUAGUCUGAGACUAGGUUUAAGCCCUGUCCGGGAAACCGCCCCUAUAUGUGACCCUGGAUCACAAAACCAGUCUUAAGUAGCACGGGAACAUUUUUAGUAAAAGACAAAAAUACAUUGUGUGGGUCAAAAUUAUUGAUUUUUCUUUUAUGCCAAAAAUCAUUAGGAUAUUAAGUAAAGAUCAUGUUCCAUGAAGAUAUUUGUAAAUUUCCUACCUUAAAUAUAUAAAAACUUUAUUUUUGUGAGUGGAUGGUCUGCCACAGUGCCCCUGAUUAACAACUUCAAAGGCAAUUUUCUCAAUAUUUUGAUUUUUUUGCACUCUCAGAUUCUAGAGUUUUAAACGGUUGCAUCUCAGCCAGAUAUUGUCCUAUUCUAACAACUCAUAUAUCUGUAGAAAGUUUAUUUAUUCAGCUUUCAGAUUAUGUAAAAAUCUCAAUUUCGAAAAAUUGACCCAUAAGACUGGUUUUGUUGUCCAGGGUCACAUAUGUUUAGGUUAAUGAAAGCAAGUGACAUCAUAUAGGCUGUAUUCCUCCACCAGUUUUUAACUUUUGUUGUUUGAAUGAGUAAAUCUUUUGUGCAUUUAGGUGUCGCAUGUCAAAGCAUGUUGAAUGCUGCGUUCUUUAUACAUAAUACAUAGUAUAAUAGAUUCCUCCAAGAUAAUAAUUUAUACUCUUAUAAAAGAAAAUUGCCUUGGAUAGUAUGUUAAGAUGAAUACAUAAUUUCAGGCAAUGUUUUGUUUCUGAACUGUUGAAAUCUCUCAUCUGUCAUAUUUACAUUCCAAAAAUGAAUGGAAAAAAUAAGAUGUUUUGUAGUACAGAAUACGACAUAAGAUACGGUUCUGAUACAAUGACCAAUAUUUUGUUUUAUGUAUUUAAAGGGCAAUGUGUCUAAAACAGCAUUCACUUAGCGUUUCUGAUAACUACACACCUUGUAUGGGAGGUUUCUGGUGUCAGAUGUUACUUUGUCUCCAGUCUGGUUAUUAACAGCAGGUUCUAAGGAGUUAACCUGUACGUGUUUAUGAGGCCUGUGAUGAAAAUGUGAGCAGAUGUCAUAAUGCAGGAGUGAAUCAUCAGUAUUAACUGUCUUAUCUGCAGAAAAGGAAGGAUUUUUGUUUGAAUUGAAACAGUAUUAUAUCUAUUUGAAGUGAAGUGGUUUAGAUCUUCAUUUAUCUCUGUAGCGUCUCUUUGCAUUGGUUAAGUUUGAGUUUGCUAUUUAACAAUACGCUGACAAGAGUUUGUAUGUAGCCUGAAUGAAGGAAAACGUCUCCAUCUAACCAAAGAUCAGUGUGAUUAUUGUAAUUAACAUAACUGAUAAGAUUUGAGUUAUGGAAUGCUGUAGUUUUCUCCUGUAUCUGCCUGAAGAAAACCAUGCAAUGUUGUAUUUCUUAGGUUUGCUUGUAUUUUUACUGUUGUGCAGACCAUAUAGAACACUAUUUUGAUUUAGCAAAAGUGUUUGUCAUUCAAAUCAGCAUCCAUUAUGUGCAAUAAAUUAGUUUCC